CAGCCUGUUUUCAAAAACCUUAUAGCUUAGCUGUGUUAUCAUUUCCCCAUUAUUCCCCAAUACAAAGUUACAAACAACACUCCCUCCCACAACUCCUUUGUAUUCGUAUCCUCUCUCUCUCUCUCUCUCUCUAAACCGACACUUUUAUUUUCCCCAACACAAACCGACGCUUACACAAAAAAUGAGCUCAAUAGUUCAUACAAUCCAACAAAAAACCACAAAACAAUCCCUCCCAAUCUCAUCUCCUUCAGAUGAUCAACCAUCCUUAAGAAGGCGUCUUUCGUCGCUUUCUCUUAAACUCAACCAUUCUUCCAUCUCUGCUUCACCCGCCACUUCAUGGGCUAUCCACAGGUCCAAAUCUCUCUCCUCCAUGGGCCAUACCGCGGGUGGGUCGAUCAAGAAAUGGUGGGAUUUAGGUUGGGGUUGGGUUCUAUCACGAAAACCCACUUUUGUUCAGGAUCUGGAAAUGAAUGAAGAGGAGAAACAUCUUCUUGGGUUUCAAAACAGAGGGAGUUUAAUGCAUUUGUUUUUUAAGGUUAAAUCUGAGGUUAGGAAGCUUUUUAGAUACGAUGAUAUGUCUCUUCCUCAGACUUUUAAGUAUGAUGCUAGGAGAACUUGCUAAUAUUGAUUAAUCUUCAUAGAUUAAUUCUUUAUUAAUGAUGAAUCAAUAAUUGUUGUAUUUGUUGAGUAUUUACUACUGCUAUAUGCGUGGGGAAAUCUGUGCAAACAAGAUGAAUUCAGAAAGGAGAUCAAAAUUACACGGAGAUUUUUGAUGGGUAAAUAGAUUAUUAUCAUUAUUAUUAGUAGAAUUAUUAAUUAUUGAUUAUCUUAUGUUGCAUAUUUGGUUUAUAUUAUAAUUUGUUUAUUAUUUUUGUUGUCUUUGGGUAGAAAUGUUUGGUAUUUUAGUGUAACUUGUAAAGAAUGUACAAGUAAUUAAUUAUAUGAAUGUUCUAUUGUUUU
This is a messenger RNA of Spinacia oleracea (spinach), 960 nucleotides long. RefSeq lists its product as uncharacterized. Bases 182 to 622 code for a protein of 146 amino acids. The transcript has a single exon. Lineage: Eukaryota; Viridiplantae; Streptophyta; Magnoliopsida; Caryophyllales; Amaranthaceae. The record is from RefSeq and is a predicted model, not a curated record.